Molecule: messenger RNA, 1257 nt
Organism: Parathielavia appendiculata
Lineage: Eukaryota; Fungi; Ascomycota; Sordariomycetes; Sordariales; Chaetomiaceae
Product: S-adenosyl-L-methionine-dependent methyltransferase
Exons: 2
Coding region: 210-1076 (288 amino acids)
Source: RefSeq, a predicted model, not a curated record
CAACUCCGCAUCACUUAUACCUUUGCGUAAUAACCCGCGGCGCGGAAGAGAAGAGGUAGAAUGUAACUGAACAUGUGACUUGGCCUCUCCCAGUUCACCUUUCAACCUGGAAUUCGUCUCACUUUCCCUUAUUUUAUCACCCGAGUCAACCCUCAUAUUAUUUUCACCAAUUUUACCCUCACGGCCUCCCCAAAGCUGCAACGGUCAAAAUGCUUCAGCUGCUUCCCUUGCCGCUAGCGGCCCUCUUGGAGCCCUUCCACUUUAUGGGCAGCGCUGCGUCCUACCUGCCCUCAACCGUCAUGUCCCUGAUCCUCGCCCGCGACUUCGGCACCCUCCUCUCCUGGCCGCGGCUACAAGCCGCCUGGUUCGGCCGUUUCUGGGCGCGCGUCGGUCCCGAUGUCCGCGCCAAUGCAGAGAAGAACGUCAUCCCUCUGGUCCAGGGCCGCGUCCAGGCCGGCCAUAUCCACCCUCCUCCAUCCGACAACGAAACCGGAACCAGGACAGCCCACCCGCCGGUGAGCGGCACCGUCCUCGAAGUCGGCCCCGGAUCCGGCAUGUGGACCUCCCUCUUCAGCCCGCGCUAUCUCCCGCGCAUCACCAAGGUGUACGGGGUGGAGCCCAACCCGGCCCAGCACGCGGGCCUGAAGCGCCAGAUCGCCGCCGCGGAGCUGGACGACGGGGCCUACGAGAUCGUGCCCGUCGGCAUUGAGGACCUCGCCGCAUCCGGGCGCGUCCCGCGCGAGAGUGUGGAUUGCAUCGUGACUGUCAUGUGCCUGUGCAGCAUCCCGGAACCGGAGCACAAUGUCAAGCAGCUGUACGGCUACCUCAAGCCUGGCGGGCGGUGGUAUGUGUACGAGCAUGUUAAGUGCUUUAAGGAGCAGGGGUGGGGGAUGGGGUUGUAUCAGGCCUUGCUGAACUUGUUCUGGCCUCAAUUCAUCGGCGGGUGUGAGAUGUGCCGCGAGACAGGCAAAUGGAUCAAAGGCGCCGGUGCCUGGAGCGAGGUUGACCUGUGCCAGCUGGAUGGCGAACCUUGGUACUUCACCAUGCCGCAUAUCAUAGGCGUUCUCACAAAGUAGAGCCCCUGGACGAUGCUCACGCUUAUCUAAACUUGAUUUGACCACCAUGUUCAGCGUCGGAACGCAUCAAUUGUCAAAGGCCAGCUAUAGCAUCCUUAUACAAUGCGCAUAGGUGUAGAUGGUUUUGCAAGCGGAUUACGUGUGCUAGUUACCUUAUUUGGGAGUAUCGAUUCCAUGUUGA